This is a messenger RNA of Saccharomyces cerevisiae S288C, 4515 nucleotides long. RefSeq names its product DNA-directed DNA polymerase (gene REV3). The transcript has a single exon. Gene Ontology annotation, biological process: error-prone translesion synthesis; error-free translesion synthesis; DNA repair. Gene Ontology annotation, cellular component: mitochondrion; zeta DNA polymerase complex; nucleus. The coding region runs from base 1 to 4515 and encodes 1504 amino acids. Gene Ontology annotation, molecular function: DNA-directed DNA polymerase activity; nucleic acid binding; DNA polymerase activity. NCBI's taxonomy places the organism in Eukaryota, Fungi, Ascomycota, Saccharomycetes, Saccharomycetales, Saccharomycetaceae. The record is from RefSeq and is marked reviewed.
AUGUCGAGGGAGUCGAACGACACAAUACAGAGCGAUACGGUUAGAUCAUCCUCUAAAUCAGACUAUUUUAGAAUCCAGCUAAAUAAUCAAGACUACUAUAUGUCAAAACCCACCUUUUUGGACCCAUCGCACGGUGAAAGCCUGCCCUUAAACCAGUUUUCACAGGUCCCAAACAUCAGGGUGUUUGGUGCUUUACCCACAGGGCAUCAAGUAUUGUGCCACGUCCAUGGCAUUCUACCUUACAUGUUCAUCAAGUAUGAUGGACAAAUAACUGACACGAGUACAUUGAGACACCAAAGAUGUGCCCAAGUUCAUAAAACGCUGGAAGUAAAAAUUAGGGCAUCCUUUAAAAGGAAAAAAGAUGAUAAACACGAUUUAGCCGGCGACAAACUUGGAAAUCUCAAUUUUGUCGCUGAUGUCUCUGUUGUAAAGGGUAUACCAUUUUAUGGUUACCACGUUGGCUGGAAUCUGUUUUACAAAAUUUCUUUGCUUAAUCCUUCUUGUCUAAGUAGGAUUUCGGAAUUGAUUAGAGAUGGCAAGAUUUUCGGAAAGAAAUUCGAAAUUUAUGAAUCACAUAUUCCUUACUUGCUACAAUGGACCGCAGAUUUUAACUUAUUUGGAUGUUCAUGGAUAAACGUGGAUAGGUGUUAUUUUCGCUCUCCUGUUUUAAAUAGUAUACUGGACAUAGAUAAGCUGACAAUUAAUGAUGAUCUUCAGUUGUUACUAGAUCGAUUUUGUGACUUCAAGUGUAACGUACUCAGUAGAAGGGAUUUUCCACGGGUUGGAAAUGGAUUGAUUGAGAUAGAUAUACUACCGCAAUUCAUCAAAAAUAGAGAAAAGUUACAGCAUAGAGAUAUACAUCACGACUUUUUGGAAAAACUGGGAGAUAUUUCUGACAUACCUGUCAAACCAUAUGUAUCCUCUGCUAGGGACAUGAUAAAUGAACUUACCAUGCAACGAGAGGAGUUGUCCUUGAAGGAAUAUAAAGAACCACCAGAAACAAAGCGCCAUGUGAGUGGUCAUCAAUGGCAAUCUUCUGGAGAGUUCGAAGCGUUUUAUAAGAAAGCACAACAUAAAACAAGUACUUUUGAUGGUCAAAUACCAAAUUUUGAGAACUUUAUAGAUAAGAAUCAAAAAUUCUCAGCCAUAAAUACGCCCUAUGAAGCAUUACCGCAAUUGUGGCCAAGGCUUCCACAGAUUGAAAUAAACAAUAAUAGUAUGCAAGAUAAAAAGAACGACGACCAAGUUAAUGCAUCGUUCACCGAAUACGAGAUAUGUGGUGUUGAUAAUGAGAACGAAGGUGUAAAAGGAAGCAAUAUAAAGUCUCGGUCUUAUUCAUGGUUACCGGAAAGCAUUGCGUCUCCGAAAGAUUCUACUAUACUAUUAGAUCAUCAAACAAAAUAUCACAAUACGAUAAAUUUUUCAAUGGAUUGUGCUAUGACGCAAAAUAUGGCAAGUAAACGAAAACUUAGAUCAUCUGUUUCUGCUAAUAAAACAUCGUUGCUGUCUCGGAAAAGAAAGAAGGUUAUGGCUGCGGGAUUACGCUAUGGAAAAAGAGCCUUUGUUUAUGGUGAGCCUCCUUUCGGUUAUCAAGAUAUUCUGAAUAAAUUGGAAGACGAGGGAUUCCCAAAAAUAGACUAUAAGGACCCUUUCUUUUCGAAUCCAGUUGAUCUAGAAAAUAAACCUUACGCGUACGCAGGUAAGAGGUUUGAAAUAAGCUCGACACAUGUAUCAACGAGAAUACCCGUCCAAUUUGGGGGAGAGACCGUAUCAGUUUAUAACAAGCCAACUUUCGACAUGUUUUCCUCCUGGAAAUAUGCGUUAAAACCACCUACGUAUGAUGCUGUUCAAAAAUGGUACAAUAAAGUACCCUCGAUGGGAAACAAAAAAACUGAGUCUCAGAUAAGCAUGCACACCCCUCAUAGUAAGUUUUUAUACAAAUUUGCUAGUGACGUUUCUGGAAAACAAAAAAGAAAAAAAAGUAGCGUUCACGAUUCUCUUACUCAUCUGACACUUGAGAUUCAUGCAAACACGAGAAGUGAUAAAAUUCCAGACCCUGCAAUAGAUGAAGUUUCCAUGAUUAUAUGGUGUCUUGAAGAAGAAACUUUCCCUUUAGAUUUGGAUAUCGCUUACGAAGGGAUUAUGAUAGUCCACAAAGCUUCUGAGGAUAGUACAUUUCCUACUAAAAUUCAACAUUGUAUUAACGAAAUUCCCGUGAUGUUCUAUGAAAGUGAAUUUGAAAUGUUUGAGGCUCUAACUGAUUUGGUAUUACUUCUUGAUCCUGAUAUUCUUUCCGGUUUCGAAAUACAUAAUUUUUCGUGGGGUUAUAUAAUUGAAAGGUGUCAAAAAAUACAUCAAUUUGACAUUGUCAGGGAACUUGCCAGAGUCAAAUGCCAAAUUAAGACGAAGUUGUCAGAUACUUGGGGAUAUGCCCAUUCCUCAGGAAUUAUGAUUACCGGAAGACAUAUGAUUAAUAUAUGGAGAGCGUUGAGGUCCGACGUAAAUUUAACGCAAUAUACUAUUGAAAGUGCUGCGUUCAAUAUCCUCCAUAAACGAUUACCUCACUUUUCAUUUGAGUCAUUAACUAAUAUGUGGAACGCUAAAAAGAGCACAACCGAAUUAAAGACUGUGUUAAAUUAUUGGUUAUCAAGAGCUCAGAUAAAUAUACAACUAUUAAGAAAGCAGGAUUACAUUGCUCGAAAUAUCGAACAGGCAAGAUUGAUAGGAAUAGAUUUCCAUUCUGUAUAUUACAGAGGAUCACAAUUUAAAGUUGAGUCUUUUUUAAUCCGAAUAUGCAAGUCCGAAAGUUUUAUCCUUCUUUCUCCAGGCAAAAAGGAUGUUCGUAAGCAAAAAGCACUUGAAUGUGUGCCUUUGGUUAUGGAGCCAGAAUCUGCUUUCUACAAAAGUCCUUUAAUUGUGCUGGAUUUCCAAUCAUUGUAUCCAUCCAUUAUGAUUGGAUACAACUAUUGCUAUUCGACUAUGAUAGGAAGAGUGCGAGAAAUAAACUUAACGGAAAAUAACCUUGGAGUAUCUAAGUUUUCAUUACCAAGAAACAUUUUAGCUUUAUUAAAAAAUGAUGUAACUAUCGCUCCAAAUGGUGUUGUUUAUGCCAAGACCUCUGUUAGAAAAUCAACGUUAUCCAAAAUGUUAACAGAUAUCCUUGAUGUCAGAGUGAUGAUAAAGAAAACAAUGAACGAAAUAGGUGAUGACAACACUACCCUAAAAAGGCUUUUGAAUAACAAACAGUUAGCACUAAAAUUAUUGGCGAAUGUCACCUACGGUUAUACAUCAGCUUCAUUUUCUGGACGAAUGCCAUGCUCUGAUUUAGCUGAUAGCAUUGUACAAACAGGCAGAGAAACAUUGGAGAAAGCAAUAGAUAUUAUUGAGAAAGAUGAAACUUGGAACGCCAAAGUUGUCUAUGGAGACACAGAUAGUUUAUUUGUAUAUCUACCUGGAAAAACUGCUAUUGAGGCUUUUUCUAUAGGACAUGCUAUGGCAGAAAGAGUUACUCAAAACAAUCCAAAACCAAUCUUUUUGAAGUUUGAAAAAGUAUACCAUCCCUCCAUAUUAAUUAGCAAAAAAAGGUACGUAGGAUUUUCCUAUGAAAGUCCUUCGCAGACCCUUCCUAUUUUUGAUGCUAAGGGUAUUGAAACUGUUAGAAGGGAUGGUAUCCCAGCCCAGCAGAAGAUUAUUGAAAAAUGUAUUCGAUUACUUUUUCAAACCAAAGACCUGUCAAAAAUAAAAAAGUAUCUUCAAAAUGAAUUUUUUAAGAUUCAAAUAGGAAAGGUAUCUGCCCAAGAUUUUUGUUUUGCAAAAGAAGUUAAAUUAGGAGCGUAUAAAAGCGAAAAGACAGCCCCUGCAGGUGCCGUGGUUGUAAAAAGAAGAAUAAAUGAAGACCAUAGAGCAGAACCCCAAUACAAGGAGCGUAUACCUUACCUUGUUGUUAAAGGAAAGCAAGGACAACUGCUUCGGGAAAGAUGCGUAUCACCAGAAGAGUUCUUAGAAGGUGAGAAUUUAGAGUUAGAUUCGGAGUAUUAUAUAAACAAAAUUCUGAUACCUCCUCUUGAUAGAUUGUUCAAUUUGAUUGGUAUAAAUGUUGGCAACUGGGCUCAGGAAAUAGUAAAAUCCAAAAGGGCGAGCACAACUACUACAAAAGUGGAAAACAUAACAAGAGUAGGAACUUCUGCAACAUGUUGUAAUUGUGGUGAAGAAUUGACUAAAAUAUGUUCACUUCAGUUAUGUGAUGACUGUUUAGAGAAAAGAAGCACCACAACCUUAUCAUUUCUCAUAAAGAAAUUAAAGAGACAAAAAGAAUACCAAACACUAAAGACCGUGUGCAGGACGUGCAGUUAUCGUUACACUUCCGAUGCAGGCAUCGAAAAUGACCAUAUAGCUAGUAAAUGCAAUUCAUAUGACUGUCCAGUAUUUUACUCUCGUGUCAAAGCAGAAAGAUACUUGAGAGAUAAUCAAUCUGUUCAAAGGGAAGAAGCAUUAAUAUCUCUAAAUGAUUGGUAA